Fraxinus pennsylvanica is the source of this 1062-nucleotide messenger RNA. Lineage: Eukaryota; Viridiplantae; Streptophyta; Magnoliopsida; Lamiales; Oleaceae. The record is from the annotation of a GenBank genome assembly.
AUGUUGCUGAGAAGCUCAUCUACUCCAGUUCUUGGAUCCCUUCUCUCAUCCUUUUCAGAAAGUCCUAGCAAUAAUCACUACCAAUCUGAAGUGCCUAAAGACACACCAACUUCCAUUCAUCAAAAACUCUCUUGUGGAUCUAAACAUCACCCUAAAUCUUUGAGGCAUUCGUCUCCCUCGACCACCAGCCAAUGUUCCCCGAGCGGAUUUCGAAGAGUUCAAUCCGACGGAAACUUGGAAGAAUUGCCUAAUGUCUCGUAUAAUGUUGAAGAGUUUAGUUUCUCCAACGGAUCCAAGAAAUUUGCGUGCAAACGUAAUUGUUUUGGGUUGGAGCCAAUCUUGUCUUUCUCGACUCACAACUUGGGAACUUGUCAAGAAGACGAAGACAGUGACGAGGAAGAAGACGAAGGGGAAGUAGAAAGUAAUGAGGAAAACCAAAUCAAGGUGCAUCGCAUGCAUUUGAAAGAAGAGAUGACAAGUGUGAAUGAAUAUGAUACUUUGAGGUUUGAAACGGAGAGGAAAAUGUAUCUUGCAACAGGGCUUGGGGCGGCUGAUAUUAGUUAUUUAGAUGGGGAUGGACCCAUUGGAGGAGGAAAUGGCGGCAAUGGUGGUGGUGGGAACUAUAGUCCGGUACCCUUUGAUAGGGAUGGUGCCGACAGCCGUGGUGGACUCGGUAUGGCAGAGCACUACAAGAGAAUGCUGGGGGAAAGUCCAAACAAUCCUUUGUUUUUGAGAAACUAUGCUCAGUUCUUGUACCAAACAAAGGGAGACCUUGAAGGAGCGGAGGAGUAUUAUUCCAGGGCUAUUUUGGCUGAUCCAGAAGAUGGUGAAAUUCUCUCACAAUAUGCUAAAUUGGUGUGGGAACUACACCGUGAUGAAGAUAGAGCGACAAGCUAUUUUGAACGAGCAGUACAAGCAUCUUCUCAUGACAGCCACAUUCAAGCAGCAUACGCCAGUUUCCUCUGGGAAAUAGAAGAUCAAGAUCAAGAUGAGGCAUCCGAGGAACCCCGUAUUGGGUCACCAUCCUUCCACAGCCCAGCCAUGGCUUCUGCAACUGCUUAG